AUGGACGAAGACGUCCCCGCCGAGCUGCGCGAGCUCGAAGCCGACCGGCUCAACUCCCUCGCCGAGUUCAGCUCGCUGAGCAUCGUCGAAGUCCUGGACCAGGACUCCCGCCCGACCUUUGUCAUCGAUCUCGACCCGGACGAGGGCAUCACCGUCGGGUCCCGGCGCAUCCAGCCCGUCUUUUGCAACGCCGCGCUGCGACUCCACGAGAAGCUCUUCGACACCGUGACGGGAAAAGCGCCCGACGACGCCCUGCACGACGCCGAUAAACCCUCGUACGAAGACUUUAGCAGCUGGGCGACGGGCGUGACGAGGUUCGACAGCUCGCGGGAUGUGUUUCCCCAAUCCUUCAUCUUUCGCGACAUGCUCUGGACGGGCUCCACGGUUCGGCAGCGGUGGCGCCUCGUCAGCGGCAGUCUCCUGGCCGCGUUUGCUCCGCAGAGGGAGAAAUCAUCCGCCGCCGCCGCCGCUGCAACGACGCGGAGUCAGGCCACGCAAUCUCAGCCGCCGGUGGCGCACGACCUGGCGCAUUCCGCCAGCGCGACCGACGCGAGCGACAGCACGGCGCGCAACACCAUCUUCUCCAGCAACACCCAGGGCCAGUCGUCCCAGUCCUCGCGGCACCCCUCCAACCCCAACCCCAACACCUCGAGCUCCGGGAGCACGGGCGGGUCGUCGCAGAGCGCCCGCAUCACCUUGGCCACCCCGGAAAGGCCGACCGUCAACUGGGCCAACACCCCGCUGGGUCCCAUGGAAAAGUGGUCCCCCGAGUUCCGCCAGAUGGCCAACCUCGUCAUGGGGAACCCCACCCCGCCGCCCUGUUUUGGGGCAGCGACCUGA
Parascedosporium putredinis is the source of this 840-nucleotide messenger RNA. Lineage: Eukaryota; Fungi; Ascomycota; Sordariomycetes; Microascales; Microascaceae. The record is from the annotation of a GenBank genome assembly.